AUGGAACUGGACUGGGAACGCCUCAACGCCAUAUUCAAGCCCCGUCAGGAUAUUCUCGAUGGCAUAAAGAGAUGCGCAGAAACACCUGGAAAGGUCGCCUUGUUCAAUGAGAUUGCGUCGCACGUCCACGCCAAACUUUCGGAUAAUGGAGAGCCUGAGGCGAAGAGACGAAAGGUUCAGGCUGGCGGCAGCACCAAUGGGGUCACGAAUGGCUCCUCCGCAGCUGGGAAUCCGGCCGACGACCCUAUCCUUCUGCAGGUAAAAGAGAUAUCAGUCUCAGUGCCGCAGAGGAAAAAGUUUGAGCUAUGCUUCACACAAAAUUACCUAUACGCCCGCGCGCCAGGAACAGCAGUCCCUAUCCAGGGCAUGACCUAUGCCUGGACCGACAUUGAAUUUGCCUUUUAUCUCCCUGUCCCCGAAAAGGCGCAGGUACAACACAACUACAUCCUGUUCCCGCGCGGCUCGACGAUACCCCCCAAGUCCGGACCGGCGACCAUCGAACCGCUCGUCUUCACAGUCCCCGCCACGGCGCCCAAGGAGGGCACGGUAGCGGGCAGCGAGGCUGGCUCGGCCGCGGCCGUCUCGGACACGUACAAGGCCCUGUUCCACUGGGCACUCAGCCGACGCCUGCGCGCCGCCGGCAGCGACGUCACCAUCGUCGCGUCGGACCCCAACAAGUUCCACAGCAUGGUCCGGCAACCGCACCGGCCCAACGAAAAGGCGGUGCAUGUAAGCGGGUUCCGCGGCUCCAAGGAUGGCUACCUGUUCUUCCUGGAGAACGGCAUCCUGUGGGGCUUCAAGAAACCACUCAUCUUCAUCCCGCUCAAGCGCAUCGCCGCUGUGAGCUACACCAACAUCCUCCAAAUCACGUUCAACAUUGUCGUCGAGGUAUUUCCCGAGGAAGGGGGCGAGGUAGAUGGGGCGGACGGCAACGAGGAGUAUGAGUUCGGUAUGGUGGACCAACAGGACUACGGCGGCAUCGACGACUACGUCAAGCGCAACGGCCUGCAGGACCGCAGCAUGGCCGAGCAGCGCAAGGGCAAGCUGCAGCUGGCGGAGAACAAGGCCAAGAAGGGCGCCAACGGUGAGGCAGAGGCGGAGGGAGACGGCAUGACGGAGCUUGAGAGGGCCGCGCUGGGCGAGGACCUGGAUGACGACGACGAGGAUGAGGAGGACUACAACCCCGGCAGUGAUGAUGGGAGCGAUGGAUCGGGAGAGUCUAGUGAGGAGGACGAUGACGAUGAUGACGAUGCCGGCGAGGAUGACGAGGAGGGUGAAGGAGCCGGCGACGAAGAAGAGGAGGAUGGAGAGGGCGAGGAAGCCAAGGAUCUGUCGAUUAGAUAA
Messenger RNA from Cordyceps fumosorosea ARSEF 2679, 1344 nucleotides. RefSeq lists its product as hypothetical. The transcript has 3 exons. The coding region runs from base 1 to 1344 and encodes 447 amino acids. Lineage: Eukaryota; Fungi; Ascomycota; Sordariomycetes; Hypocreales; Cordycipitaceae. Gene Ontology annotation, molecular function: nucleosome binding; histone binding. The record is from RefSeq and is a predicted model, not a curated record.